CAUUGCUCUCUUCCCUUCCAAUCCACGGGCCUUUCCCGUUCAGACAAAAGAAAACAAAAAAUAUGAACAUUCCGACCAAACUCGCGUUCGCCGUUCUCAUCCUAGCGGCCGCCUCGGCCGCGGUCAUGGCCGUGCCGGCCGAACCCAAAACCCUUGUCAACAAGGUGAAUUACGUGUUCACCCCUCAUGCAAAGGCCGUGGCCGGAAUCUGCCGUUUCGUGCAAGACAAGCGACUCUGCUGCAAAACUCUAAAGCACGUUCCCACCGACGAUCCCGUCCAGCUAAUAAGAUCUCUCGCCUCGGCGGCGGAGACCGCCGUGAAAAACGGCCUGAAAUUCCUCGACGGGAUCAAACCCAAGUACCAAAGCAAGGAGUUUGCGAUCAAAGGCUGCGAGAAAAACCUGAAUUAUGCGUUGGAGGACUUUGCCGAAUUCUGGAAACUCGCGGGAAAGGAUCUGACGAGCAUGGCCGGGAAUUACUUCACGUGCAAGCAAAAGAUAACUUCCAUAUUCGGGUACCAUUCUACAUGUCUGGACGACAUAAACGGGAUCGACAAGAAUCUGAGGAAAGAGGUCGAGGGUGGGGUUGGACUGGGGAAGAAUCUGACCGGCGAGGCUUUGGAUGUUUACGCAGAUUUGAAAGAUAUUCUCAAUGGUUUCGGUAUUAAGGCGAAGCUCAACGAGAAAGAGACCGACCCCUUGCAACCGCCUCCGAUAUCUGAGUAUUACUACUGAUCAAUACACAUAAUGUAUAUGUGGUGAUAUAUAUAUAUAUAUAUAUAUAUAUGCCAACGACGAUGUCGAUGAAUUUUUAUUCAGAAUCUGAGUAUGUAGGAAAUUUGUAUGUAUGGGCCUGAUUGGAAAGGAUGAAAUGCGAUCGAACAAGCAGUUUGGUUCACAUAUUUA
Molecule: messenger RNA, 905 nt
Organism: Tarenaya hassleriana
Lineage: Eukaryota; Viridiplantae; Streptophyta; Magnoliopsida; Brassicales; Cleomaceae
Product: pectinesterase 5-like
Exons: 1
Coding region: 63-734 (223 amino acids)
Molecular function (GO): enzyme inhibitor activity
Source: RefSeq, a predicted model, not a curated record